AUGACUUUAUGGGGAGAUUUCGCUGAAAUCGAAGGUCAAAUGUUACAGAGCCUUGAAAGUGACAAACCAGUGCUUGCCUUUUGUGAUGUAAACUCAUCGAUUUACCAAGGGGAUUUUGUCCUUUCCACGACACCUGUUAGUAGUUUGCUAAUAAAUCCACAAUUUGAAAAAGCAAACAAUCUCCAAGAAUGGAAUGACAAUAUGAAGGCACAAAAGAUUGACUUAAGUCUAAUGCCAAGCAGACUAAUGCAAACAGCCAGCCAAGUGAAAAAUACUAAUAUUUUAAACGGUUCACUUGCCAUUGUGAAGGACAUGUACUAUAAGUUCAAUGCUACGAUUUCCGGCAUUGACAAUAGCACCGACCCAUGGUAUCAUGCUUGCAAGAAAUGCUACAUGAAAGUUACUAUUAUAAAAAGUAGUGCAACUUGUACCUACUGUAGGGCUGAAGAUAUUGAUUAUGAGGAGAGAUAUCGGUUAAAGAUUGAUGUCACUGCUGAGGAUCAAUUCCUAAGGAUUACAUUGUUUGAUGCUGCAAAAUACUAUUUUAGUUGUGACGUAAAAGACUAUGUUCUCUCUACAUCUGAAAAGAUUGAUCGUAACUUUCCAAAUGUUGAGACAAACAUGAAUGUGAUAGCUAUGGAGAUACAUGAGGUUCCAAAAAAAUUUGCAGCAGAUCAAACCAAGGUUAAAACCCCGAUUAAAAAACAAAGAUGUAAGAGGAUGAAGAAACUAAGUGAUAAUAAAAAAAUGAAAGAAAUAGCUGCAGACAUACCUCAUGUUGAAAAAGAUAUUGCAGCAGUUGAAACUGACACUGAAAGCCCAGAAAAAACAAAUAGAUGCAAGAGGACCAAGAAAAUUAAGGAAGUCACUGCAGAGGAAAAUCCACAGAAAGUGAGGAUACAUAAGGUUGAAAAGCAGAAUGUACCAGAUGAAAGUGACGACGAAACCCCACUAAUUUAG
Solanum verrucosum is the source of this 960-nucleotide messenger RNA. Its product is annotated as replication protein A 70 kDa DNA-binding subunit A-like. The transcript is spliced from 6 exons. NCBI's taxonomy places the organism in Eukaryota, Viridiplantae, Streptophyta, Magnoliopsida, Solanales, Solanaceae. The record is from RefSeq and is a predicted model, not a curated record. Bases 1 to 960 code for a protein of 319 amino acids.